Messenger RNA from Cajanus cajan (pigeon pea), 2118 nucleotides. Its product is annotated as heat shock 70 kDa protein. Gene Ontology annotation, molecular function: ATP binding; ATP-dependent protein folding chaperone. NCBI's taxonomy places the organism in Eukaryota, Viridiplantae, Streptophyta, Magnoliopsida, Fabales, Fabaceae. The record is from RefSeq and is a predicted model, not a curated record.
CAUUCAUGAACCACAUCCACAUUCACAACCCAUUCAACUCCCCUCCCCUGUUUCUCUCACUGUGUCUCUCAAGCGCAAAGUUCUUCCAUGGCAACCAAGAAAGUAAAAGCCAUAGGCAUUGACUUGGGCACAACCUACAGCUGCGUGGCAGUGUGGCAACACAACCACGUCGAGGUCAUUCCCAACGACCAAGGCAACCGCACCACCCCUUCUUACGUUGCCUUCACCGACACUCAGAGGUUGUUGGGUGACGCUGCCAUGAACCAACGGACCACGAAUCCACACAACACCGUCUUCGACACCAAACGUUUGAUCGGUCGUAGAUUCUCCGACCAAUCUGUUCAGCAAGACAUGAAGCUGUGGCCCUUUAAGGUUGUCCCUGGAAACAGAGACAAGCCCAUGAUUGCUGUCACCUACAAAGACGAAGAGAAACACCUCACAGCCGAAGAGAUAUCUUCCAUGGUGCUGUUUAAGAUGAAGGAGGUUGCUGAAUCCUAUUUGGGUCACACAGUGAAGGAUGCAGUGAUCACUGUCCCUGCUUACUUCAGCAACGCGCAGAGACAAGCCACGAAGGACUCUGGGAAAAUCGCGGGUUUGAACGUUUUGAGGAUCAUCAACGAGCCAACUGCAGCUGCUAUUGCUUACGGUUUGGACAAGAAAGGGUGGAGAGAAGGUGAACAGAACGUGCUUGUGUUUGACCUCGGUGGUGGAACAUUCGAUGUUUCCUUGGUGACAAUUGAUGAAGGGAUAUUUAAGGUUAAGGCCACGGUGGGAGACACGCACUUGGGUGGUGUGGACUUUGAUAACAAAUUGGUUGACUAUCUUGUGAGUAUAUUCAAGAGGAGGUACCAAAUUGAUGUUAGUGGGAACGCUAAAGCUCUUGGAAGGUUGAGGUCAGCGUGUGAGAAAGCUAAGAGGAUUCUGUCCUCCAGUUCUCAAACCACUAUUGAGCUUGACUCUUUAUGUGGAGGGGUUGAUCUUCAUGCAAUUGUUACAAGGGCCUUGUUCGAGGAACUGAACAAGGACUUGUUCAUCAAGUGCAUGGAGACCGUCGAGAAGUGUCUGGUUGAGGCGCGAGUUCACAAAGGGCAAGUCCAUGAGUUUGUUCUGGUGGGUGGUUCCACUAGAAUUCCCAAGGUGCAGCAACUUCUGAAGGACAUGUUCAGCGUGAAUGAGCUUUGCAAGAGCAUAAACCCAGACGAGGCUGUAGCAUACGGUGCAGCUGUUCAAGCAGCGAUUUUGAGUUGUGAAGGGGACAAGAAGGUGGAGAAGUUGUUGUUGCUGGAUGUGAUGCCACUUAGUCUUGGUAUUGAGACCAGUGGUGGUGAAAUGUCAGUGUUGAUUCCCAAGAACACCAUGAUCCCCACCAAGAAAGAGAGAGUUUUCUCCACGUUUUCUGAUAACCAAACGAGCGUUUUGAUCAAAGUGUACGAGGGGGAGCAAACCAAGACAGAGGAUAACUUCCUUCUAGGGAAGUUUGAGCUUUCGGGGUUCACUCCAUCGCCGAGGGAGGUCCCUCAGAUCCACGUUGGGUUCGAUGUGGACGUUGAUGGCAUUGUGGAGGUAAGUGCUAGAGAUAGGAGCACGGGACUGAAGAAGAAGAUCACGAUCAGCAACAAGCAUGGGAGGUUGAGCCCCGAAGAGAUGAGGAGGAUGGUGAGAGAUGCAGAGAGGUAUAAGGAAGAUGAUGAGGAGGCGAGGAACAAGGUGAGGGCCAAGAACUUGCUUGAGAAUUAUGCUUUUGAGAUGAGGGACAGAGUGAAGAGUCUUGAGAGGGUGGUUGAGGAGACCAUAGAGUGGCUCGACAGAAACCAGUUGGCUGAAACUGAUGAGUUUGAGUACAAGAAGCAGCAGUUGAAAGAAAGGGUUAUGCAGUUAUUGUGAAGUGUAAUUGUAGUUCUUGGUUGAACAGGUUUAGUGUUGAUUGAGUUCGAGGCAUUGAAAAAUAGUUCUAGCUUCGUUACUCAAUCUAGCACUUAGAGUGAGUACCAUCUAGUUUAUGGUUUAUGUCUAUCAUGUGAAAGUACUUUAGUAUGGAUGCAAUGAAUGUGGUGCUUAUUAAUUAUUAACUUUUGUGAUGGUGCUUAUGGAAUGGACUACUCAUAAUUCAUAACCUAA